Messenger RNA from Pseudonaja textilis, 596 nucleotides. NCBI's taxonomy places the organism in Eukaryota, Metazoa, Chordata, Lepidosauria, Squamata, Elapidae. The record is from RefSeq and is a predicted model, not a curated record.
AAUCAUCUUGAUGUGAUUCUAUUCUCCCAGGGAAAAUCCAAGAAGAAAUUGCCCAAGAGAUUGGGGUUCGUCAGCCAAGGACAGAAGAUCGAGUUAAAAUGCAUUACACCAAUGCUGUCAUUCAUGAAAUUCAAAGGUUUGCUGAUAUUGUUCCAACCAAUUUGCCCCAUGCAACCGCCAUGGACAUAACUUUCAAAGGCUUCUUCAUUCCCAAGGGAAUGCACAUCAUUCCCUUGCUGACUUCUGUGCUCCAUGAUGAAUCCCAGUGGGAGAAACCUCAUGAAUUCUAUCCUGAGCAUUUUCUUGACUCGGAAGGAAAGUUUGUGAAGAGGGAUGCGUUCAUGCCUUUCUCUGCAGGUCAGAGAGUAUGUGCAGGUGAGAAUCUUGCCAAAAUGGAGCUCUUCCUCUUCUUUACCAACCUCCUCCAGAGAUUUACCUUCCAGCCACCUUCAGGAACAUCUAAAGAUGAUCUGGACCUAACUCCUGCUCUUGGACUUACCACUCCCCCACUGCCUUACAAGACCUCUCAGAUGAUUCGUGCAGCACAGCAGAUUGCCACGCGUCAGCUGUUUUACAAACAGGGCUUGCAUCAGAAG